This is a messenger RNA of Rhincodon typus (whale shark), 696 nucleotides long. Its product is annotated as jmjC domain-containing protein 8. Lineage: Eukaryota; Metazoa; Chordata; Chondrichthyes; Orectolobiformes; Rhincodontidae. The coding region runs from base 1 to 696 and encodes 231 amino acids. The record is from RefSeq and is a predicted model, not a curated record. The transcript has 8 exons. Gene Ontology annotation, cellular component: cytoplasm.
AUGAAGAAACAGGUUCACAAGAAGGCCACUAAGAAAGCUUUAGAGAAACCAUUAGCAAAAGGUUUGGAGAAAGAUAUGGGCAUCACUGUUCAAGUCAGCGCGCCGUGGCCGGUGUUCAGCGUGUGGCCGUUGGAGGUGGCGGGCUCGGAGUCGCGGUGGCGCGAUAGCUUCCCGGUUCGGCGCGACGGCAUGGAGCCUCGGAUCCUCCUCGCCGUCUUGUUGUUGGCGGUGGGGGACGCCGGAGGGCUGCAGGCGGAUGGCGGCUGGAAGACAGACCGCUCCACACAGAUGAUUGACCAAGGACCCUGCAAUGUGGAAUUGAGAGACUCUUUGACCUAUUCUGAAUUUGUUCACCAGUAUGCAUAUUCUAAGCCAGUGAUUAUCCGAGGAAUCACAACGAAUGAGCAAUUCCGGGCUCUCUGUUCAAAGCAAAGUCUCCUGCAGGAGUUUGGAAAUCGACUGGUGAGAUUGAGCACAGCAAACACUUACUCCUAUCAGAAAGUUGAUGUUCCUUUUAAAGAAUAUGUUGAACACAUGAUGAAGCCUCAGUCUUUGGAUUCGUUGGGAAGUGAGACGUUAUACUUCUUUGGAGAUAACAAUUUUACAGAGUGGGACUCCCUGUUCAGGACAUAUAUCCAGCCUCCAUACCAGCUACCUGGGACAACUGGGGCUUACAGCUUUGGGAUUGCAGGUUAG